Molecule: messenger RNA, 2527 nt
Organism: Leptonychotes weddellii (Weddell seal)
Lineage: Eukaryota; Metazoa; Chordata; Mammalia; Carnivora; Phocidae
Source: RefSeq, a predicted model, not a curated record
GGCGGCCGCGGUGGAGCCACGGGUCGGGCUCGGCUCGGUGUGACGGCGGCCUCGGCGGCGGUGGCGGCCGCGACCAGGUCGGCGUCCUGGCCAAGCAUGGUGACAGCCUGUGCCCUCGGCCCCCUCGUCUGGCGCAGCCGGAAGAGCCGCCAGCCUCGGGCGCCGAUGGCCCCCCAUGUGAGGGAGUGAGCAGCCUGGCCCUGCCCUACGGAGUGAGGGGGGACGCAGCGGCUGAGUGAGCUGAGACCACGCUGCCGACCCCCUCCCACCAGUUGACGAAUGGUGGACCGAGCAAUGAAUGACCCAUGUCAGGGUCAUGGAAUAAUGGUGGGAAGCAAGGCAUGAGUGACCCCCGUGGUCACCUGUAACUUCUCAGUAGAAAUAGUGGUCUCGGUGCCCCAAGCCGACUCAGCCGACCCUCCCGGCCCUCGCCCCAGCUGAUGGGGCCACUGGGGCCCCGAGCAGCAGCUUGACCGUCCAGACCCCACCCUGCCCAGCCAUGGCCGGUGCUGAGGGCUUCCAGUACCGCGCACUGUACCCAUUCCGCCGGGAGCGGCCGGAGGACCUGGAGCUGCUGCCGGGCGACGUGCUGGUGGUGAGCCGGGCAGCCCUGCAGGUGCUGGGCGUGGCUGAGGGCAACGAGCGCUGCCCACAGAGCGUGGGCUGGAUGCCUGGCCUCAAUGAGCGCACGCGACAACGAGGUGACUUCCCCGGCACCUACGUCGAGUUCCUGGGUCCUGUGGCCCUGGCCCGGCCUGGCCCUCGUCCACGUGGCCCCCGCCCACUGCCCGCCAGGCCCCGGGACGGGCCCCCUGAGCCAGGCCUCACACUCCCCGACCUGCCAGAGCAGUUCUCCCCACCUGAUGUGGCUCCCCCCAUCCUGGUGAAGCUGGUGGAGGCCAUUGAGCGGACAGGGCUAGACAGCGAAUCCCUCUACAGGCCUGAGCUGCCCGCCCUGCGCACAGACUGGUCCCUGAGCGACGUGGAGCAGUGGGACACCGCAGCCCUGACAGACGGCGUCAAGGGCUUCCUGCUGGCACUGCCCGCGCCCCUCGUGACUCCCGAGGCCGCGGCCGAGGCGCGCCGGGCCCUGCGGGGUGAGCCUCGCGGGGAGCCCGGCGUGCACACACAGUGCAGGACCGGGUGCACGUCAGGCCCCACACACUACACUCCCCUUCCCCCCAGGACUGAGUCCAGCCCAGACUUCCCGGUGCUGCUGGUGGAGAAGUUGCUUCAGGAACAUCUGGAGGAGCAGGAGGUCGCACCCCCAGCGCUGCCGCCUAAACCUCCCAAGGCAAAGCCUGCCCCUGCAGGCCUGGCCAAUGGGGGGAGCCCGCCCUCCCUGCAGGACGCUGAGUGGUACUGGGGUGACAUCUCCAGAGAGGAGGUGAACGAGAAGCUCCGGGACACGCCUGAUGGCACCUUUCUGGUCCGAGAUGCGUCUAGCAAGAUCCAGGGGGAGUACACACUGACCCUCAGGAAAGGCGGGAACAACAAGCUGAUUAAGGUCUUCCACCGCGACGGGCACUAUGGCUUCUCAGAGCCACUCACCUUCUGCUCCGUUGUGGACCUCAUCACCCACUACCGCCAUGAGUCACUGGCCCAGUACAAUGCCAAGCUGGACACCCGGCUCCUCUACCCCGUGUCCAAGUACCAGCAGGACCAGAUCGUCAAGGAGGACAGUGUGGAGGCGGUGGGUGCCCAGCUCAAAGUCUACCACCAGCAGUACCAGGAUAAGAGCCGCGAGUAUGACCAGCUCUAUGAAGAGUACACCCGCUCCUCCCAGGAACUGCAGAUGAAGCGCACAGCAAUUGAGGCCUUCAAUGAGACCAUCAAGAUCUUUGAAGAGCAGGGCCAGACGCAAGAGAAGUGUAGCAAGGAAUAUCUGGAGCGCUUCCGACGUGAGGGCAAUGAGAAAGAGAUGCAGAGGAUCCUGCUGAACUCCGAGCGGCUCAAGUCUCGCAUCGCUGAGAUCCAUGAGAGUCGCACAAAGCUGGAGCACGAGCUGCGGGCACAGGCCUCAGACAACCGAGAGAUCGACAAGCGCAUGAACAGCCUCAAGCCAGACCUCAUGCAGCUGCGCAAGAUCCGAGACCAGUACCUCGUGUGGCUUACCCAGAAGGGCGCCCGACAGAAGAAAAUCAACGAGUGGUUGGGGAUCAAAAAUGAGACUGAGGACCAGUAUGCGCUGAUGGAGGAUGAGGAUGACCUCCCCCACCAUGAGGAACGCACGUGGUAUGUGGGCAAGAUCAACCGGACACAGGCUGAGGAAAUGCUGAGUGGCAAGCGGGAUGGUACCUUCCUCAUCCGGGAGAGCAGCCAGCGGGGCUGCUAUGCCUGCUCCGUGGUGGUGGACGGCGACACCAAGCACUGCGUCAUCUACCGCACGGCCACGGGCUUCGGCUUCGCGGAGCCCUACAACCUGUACGGCUCGCUGAAGGAGCUGGUCCUGCACUACCAGCACGCCUCGCUAGUGCAGCACAACGACGGUCCCCGUCUCUCGGCCCUUCCCUCCUUAGAAGACUAA